GGGGGGAUUUACUGCUGUGGAGAGUUGACACUGUCAAGUCACACAUUGCCACUAUAUGUAUCCGUUUAGGACUCCAAAUAUCAGCAUUUAUAUCCGUUUUCAUAUUUAAAUCCGAAAUUCAAUCACUUUUUUUAAUUGUCAUAAAUAACAACGAAAUUCCAUUGGAGCAACCCAGCCAUACAUAGUAGGUGUAAAAUUGCAUAAUAGUGCAGAGUCCCAUAAUGCCCAUUAUAAAUAGAGUCCAGUGGAGUGCAAAAUUGGUGUUGCCUAAACCUGAAAGUAUUGGUUUGUUUAUUAAAAAAAAAAGUUUUUAUUUUCAUAGAAUUAAAACCUUUUGCUCAUUGGACGACUUGUUGCAUCCUGUGGGCUCUCGGUCCCAAUGCACAGCUUUUUAAUCUCAAGAUCCCCUGUGAACCUUCUGUAUAGAUGGUGUCAAGUUUGUUUGUAUCGCGCUUUUAACAAUAGACAUUGUCCCAAAGCAGCUUUACAGAAUCUGAAUGACCCAAGACAUGAGCCAAUUUUAUCCCUAAUCUAUCCCCAAUGAGCAAGCCCGUGGUGACUGUGGCAAGGAAAAACUCCCCCAAAUGCCACAAGGAAGAAAACUCGAGAGGAACCAGACCCAAAAGGGAACCAAUCCUCACCUGGAUGACGACAACAGACAUGACUAUAACAGUUUUAACAUGAAGUCAGUUUCGUUGAUGUUAUAAACUCUUCAUUGAUGGAAACUUGAGUGCAAAACUGUUCAUGACAACUGCAGUCCUAAAGUUAGCAAGUCAACUGUAGUCCUCAGCCACAAAAGCAUUCCUGCAAGUGUCCAGAGUGUCUUCCAAGUGUGACUUUCAACUGUCCAUAUGGGGCCGUCCUCCUCCACAGGAGCGACGCGAUGAGACUCCAGCCAGACACAGGGCAUCAGGAUGGAUCAGGCAGGUUGGAGGAGCAGAAGAGGUCAGCACCUCGAUCCCAGGAUUGACAUAUAACUCAGAGGGACAGAUUGGAGGGGGGGGGAGAAGAGAGAGAAAACACAGGUUGUUGGGUAUGCCCAAUGUCACCUGAAUAAAUAGGUACAGUAUGCAUUUUGAGCGGAGUACAAGCAGGGACUCCGGCAAAACUAGCUAUGACAGCAUAACUAAAAGGGGAGAGCCAGAAGGUAACACAGGCAUGAGGGAGCCCUGGGACAUAAAGCAGCCAGCCACUACACAGUCAACAAACUCAAGUGAGCAAAUGAGUGGGGGACUGACAGCAUCCAUACAUCCCAGUUUACCAAAACGCACUAUGUCUGAGGACCCUCCAGAUCUACACCUUUACCUCAUGAGCAUCAUUAACGAAAGGCUUGACUAAACGGAAGUUUUCAGCCUAGACUUAAAUGCUGAGACUGUGUCUGAUUCCCAAACACUACUUGGAAAGGCUGUUCCAUAACUGUGGGGCUUUGUAAGAAAAGGCUCUGCCCCCUGAUGUAGCCUUCACUAUACGGGGUACCAGCAGAUAGCCUGCACCUUUUGAUCCAAGUAGGCGUGGUGGGUCAUGAAGGACCAGAAGUUCGCUCAGGUACUGUGCGCGCGAGACCAUUCAGUGCUUUGAAGGUCGAAGUGUGUGCAUCCUAUUUGUAUUGCGUUACAUACUUGCUGCAUAGUUUGGGUUUGCUACUUAUUGUUCUUUGUCACUGCUAAAGGACAACCUUUACUUAGUAUUGCUUAGCAUGCGGUCAAGGGGAGGGAGAAUGGACCUUCUGAUGGUCAGGCCAGGGGAGAUGGCAGACUGUUUCAUCUUUAUCAGCACAUGAAUGUAACCAUGUACUACCAGCCAUAAGCUCUGCCUUGAACUCUUCUGCAAGUUACAGUUCUAAUCAUUCAUAGAUGGCAAGUAACAGCAAUAUCUUAAUUAUCUUAGAACCAAGUCUUUGAAUUAAUUGUAAAUGAGAAACCUCCAAACAGCAACAGCCUCUUACUGGAUGAUGACUCUGAGAAACCCAGUCACCCUGAGGAGGACUGGUUGCACUAUGCAGAAACAAGUGUCUGGAACCAAGGUCAGGAUGUGUUCCAUCAACCGAAAAGCCAUCAAGGAGUUUCUGCAUCGCAACUCGUAUGUGCUCUUCACUGUGGGAGCAGUUGUAGGAGGAAUCAUUUUGGGAUUUGCUGUGCGACCUCAAAACUUAUCACUGAGAGAAAUAAAGUAUUUAUCCUUCCCUGGAGAGUUACUGAUGAGGAUGCUACAAAUGAUGGUCCUUCCACUCAUAGUAUCAAGUCUUGUUACAGGUGUUUCAUAUUUGGACAGUAAAGCCACGGGAAAGAUGGGAGUGCGGGCUACCGUUUACUAUAUUGUGACUACUUUGAUUGCUGUGUUUAUUGGUAUUGUCAUGGUGUCCAUCAUAAGACCUGGAAAAGUCAAAAGAGACACUCCGAUGUCUAAUAGUAGCAGUGCUGAGUCAGUGACAGCUGCUGAUGCAUUUCUUGAUCUACUUAGAAAUAUGUUCCCUUCUAAUUUGGUGGAAGCCUGCUUUAAACAGUACAAAACACUUUACAUGAAAACAGUUUUGACAAAGAACAUCACUGUUAUGGUGAAUGGAAGUGGUCUUAUUAAUGCCACUGAGUCCAGUCAAAUGGGAAAUUACAGCACAGUCGUGCAGACCGUCCAGGAGCAAGUGGAGAUUAUUCCAGUCUCUGGCUCCUCUAAUGGAGUGAAUGCGCUGGGUCUAGUGGUGUUCUCCAUGUUCUUUGGCUUUGUGAUUGGGAAAAUGAAGCAGCAGGGCCAGCCACUAAAGGACUUCUUCAACUGCCUCAAUGAUGCCAUAAUGCGCUUGGUAGCAAUCAUUAUGUGGUAUGCUCCAGUCGGUAUCCUCUUUCUAAUUGCUGGAAAGAUUGUUGAAAUGAAAGACCUAUUACAAGUUGGAAGACAGCUGGGAAUUUACAUGUUGUGUGUCAUCGCUGGUCUGCUCAUCCACAGCCUCAUUGCUCUGCCUCUAAUUUUCUAUUUGAGUACACGGAAAAACCCCUAUACCUUCAUCUCUGGUCUGCUCCAGGCUUUAAUUAUGGCCUUUGGAACAUCCUCAAGUUCAGCCACCCUUCCUGUCACCUUCCGUUGCUUGGAAGAGAACAAUCAUGUCGACAAACGAGUAACGCGCCUUGUAUUGCCUGUGGGAGCUACCAUAAACAUGGAUGGUGGAGCUAUGUACGAAGCAGUGGCUGCCAUUUUCAUAGCCCAAGUUAAUGACAUAGACCUGAACUUUGGACAAAUCCUUACCAUCAGUAUCACAGCGACUGCUUCCAGCAUUGGAGCAGCAGGCAUUCCUCAGGCUGGUCUGGUAACUACAUUGAUUGUACUGACAUCCUUAGGACUGCCCACCGAGGACGUAGCACUCCUCAUUGCUGUGGAUUGGUUCCUGGAUCGCCUCAGAACCACCACCAAUGUGCUGGGAGAUUCAUUCGGAGCUGGCAUCGUGGAACAUCUAUCAAGAGAGGAACUGCAGAAGCUGGAUGCUGAGAUCAGCAGCUCUGUGAUUGAGGUCAAUGAAAAACCUUACCAGCUCAUCUGCCAGGAGAAUGAAGGUCUCAGACAUCGAAACAGUGAAACAACAAUGUAAUAACAUUAUACUAAACAGCAGCUAGAAUGGUACUGUUUAAGUAUUGUAAGUAAGAGCGUCAGCGAUGGAAAACACAAAUACUUAAACACAAACUUUUCAUGAGUAACCCAAAACAUCAGAAAAUAUAGCCAUUAACCCUGUAAUAGGCACAGAAGGAAAUACUUGUGGGGGAACAUUUUAUGUUCAUUCUUACAAACUGGCUCACACUCAAAAGAAUGUCAUUCAUUUUCCUUCCUUUCAAUUCACCCAUUAGACUAGGAGUUAUGAAAAAUCUACUGGCUGGUUAAAAUGGUAAGGUAAUAGUAGAAACACCUACUGAACAUGAUGGACCAGCAUACUGAUUUUGCUUUUGCAACUACAAAUCUAAUGAAUUUUGAUUGUACACUUUUUUCCAUGAGAUUACAAUUAAAUAUUUUUCGGUAUUUAGUCUCCCACACGCAUUAGACAGGAUGAGAUCAUGACCAUCACCACCUCUGUAAAACAGACAAACAAAUACAACAAUCAAAUUUUACAUAUCCUUCACAGUUACGAAUGUUAUUCCACUUAUUUAGUCUUCAUUUUAGUUAAUUCUAUUUUUGUAAAUAUAAAAUUUAAUGCCUGUAACACCAAAAAAAAGUUAAUGUAUAGGAUAUUCAGGUAAAAUCAUUUUGGAAGAUUCCAAUAAAAUGGAUACGGGUUGUUUUUUUUUUUUUGUUUUUCCCAUAACGUUCUUUUAACCUGUUUUAUUAUUAAGCUUAGAUUACAUGCAUCUGCCAUACAAGCCCCCAUGAAUGAGCUUUUAAUCUAGAAAUGCUGGGGUAAUGCUGGCCAGUGAUCGGACAGUUAAAGUGAGUUCAAAUCCCAGCGCUGCCAUUGCCAGGGUUUGUGUCUGCCAAAUGUCAUAAAUGUAAAAGCUAAUGGAUUAGAAUGAGUGCAUUAAUAUUACCAUCUGUCAUUACUGUGAGAGCUGCUAUUAUCAUACUUGUCAACCUAACUGUAAAGAAAUCUAGAGAUGGGUGACAGAAAACCUAUAGAAUUCAGCACAAACUUUGAGUCACUGUAAACCCUUGUGACGGAGUGCCCGUUGCUACAGUUGAGUAUGUGCUCUGACUACCAUACCAAGAAGCCUGGCUCUUUGAAUCAUUUCACAGAUGGCGGUGCGCAGUGGUGCAGCGGCUUCUUGGCUCCCGGUUAGCGCACGACCCCUUCCUACCUUUUUCUAUUAAUUCGUGCAACAAACUGAGGCUGAAAUACAGCACACAGGACCUAUUUAUUCUGGGGAACCUGAAUGUGGGACUGAAACCAGACAUCAAGGCAGCGUUAGGACGUUUGGGGCUACUAAAGGAGGGUGGAAAACAAAACAGCAGCACGCAAGGAGACAACGGUCUGCCCAGAGGCGGAAGAGAGCCGGCCUGCUAGCUAGGCUAAGGGCUAACAACAGACCUGCUCUUCCAACUCUGCUCCUGUCUAACGUCCGCUCUCUGGACAACAAGAUCGACCUGUUCAGGCUGAGACUGAACUUCCACAAGGAGAUGAGGAAUUGUGCUUUCCUGCUCACCGAGACCUGGCUGAACGACAACAUGCCGGACUCCGUGUACCACCUGGACGGACUACUUUUUCUUCCACACUGACCGCGAUCAGCUGUCAGGGAAAAGCUGUGGUGGAGGACUCUGUGCUUUAAUAUCAACAAGAACUGGUGCACAAACUGCGUCCUGGUAAGCCAGCAUUGCUCUGAAUCUGUGGAGUUUGUCGCUAAAGUGCCGCCCGCAUUACUUGCCUUGGGAGUUUAUGGUAGUGCUGCUGGUGAUUGUUUAUAUUCCUCUGCGCAUGCACACCGGCACGAUGCUGAUGGAGCUGCACGCGCAUGUCAGCGAGUUGCAGGAUCAACACCCAGGGGCAUUUUUUGUGAUUGCUGGGGACUUUAAUCAUGCCUGCCUGAUGGACUGCCUGCCCUGGUUUUACAAGAACAGACAUUGCAACCAGGGGAGGCAAUACUCUGGACCAGGUCUACACCAGUGAGGGGGGGGGGGGGGUAUACUGUGGUGCCACGGCCCCACCUGAGCUUCUCUGUUCUGCUGGUCCCUGCCCAUCAACCUGGGGUGCUGUGUGAGACGGCUGCCUCUCCAGUAGCUCUGCAGUUUUUAGCUCUUUAAACCUUUUUUUUUUCUCCACCUUUUUUACUUUUCUGCUCUUCUUACAAAGACAUGGUGUGUUUUAUCACAUGGAUAUUUUUAACUUUAACACGCAACCAGGAGCUAGUUUUCUUGCUUAUUCAAGAGAGGAGCUGCUGGCCCUGAAAACAAUGGGAUGAGCCGGAGUAUGACACCCCAUCCCAGCGGAGCUGAGGAGGAAAUCCAGGGGCUGCAAAGCCAGAGCUAAGCUAAAGGCUAGGCUAGCAGACAACCGGCGGUGCUACAAACCAUCCAUUCCCUCGGUUAUCAUGGGGAACGUGAACUCGCUGCCGAAUAAGGUUGACGAGCUAUCUGCACUGAACAACCAGCGGAUUUAUCAGGAGAGCAGCUUAUUUAUCUUUACGGAGACAUGGCUAACACACCUUGUACCGGAUGCUAACGUGGACCUGUGGGGAUUCACUGCUGUGAGAGCCGACAGAGACACUAAAGCAGGCGGGAAAGGCAAAGGUGGGGGACUCAUCAUUUACGUGAACAACCGCUGCUGUAACCCGGGACAUAUCUCUGUAAAGACAGUUUUAUGUUGCCCAGACUUGGAGCUGCUAGCUGUUAGCCUCUGGCCAUAUUAUCUGGUGAGGGAGUUCAGUCAUGUGAUCACCAUCUGUGUUUAUAUCCCUCCAAGGGCUGACGCAGCCGCUGUGUGUGAGAGGAUUCACUCCGUCACAGCACCCUGAGGCAUUUAUAAUCAUUUCUGGGGACUUUAAUCACGCUACUUUGGACUCCACUUUGGCUGCUUUUUACCAGGUUGUGGACUGUCCAACAAGGAACAACAUGACAAUUGACUUGCUGUAUGCUAAUGUGAGGGAUGCAUACAGAGUCACACCCCUCCCCCCACUAGGGAAGUCUGACCAUAACCUGGUUUGUUUACAGCCAAAGUACACCCCCCUGGUUCAAAGGCAGUCUGCAACAACUAGCUCCAUCAGGAGGUGGUCCCCUGAAAUGGAAGAUGCUCUCAGAGACUGCUCGGACAUCACGGGCUGGGAUGUGCUGCUUAGCCCACACUGUGAGGACACAGAGGGGCUGACACGCUGUCUGACGGAUUACCUCAACUUCUUUGCGGACAUGGUCUCCCCCACUAAGACUGUACAAUGUUACCCUAAUAACAAGCCAUGGGUAGCACAGAAAGUCAAAGCUGUCCUCAACAGGAAGAAGGCCACCUUCAGGGACAGGGAGGCAAUGAAAGUAGCACAGCAGGAGGUAAAACGCUGCGUGAGGGAAGCUAAGGACAGCUACAGGAGAAAGGUGGAGCAGAAGCUGAAGGAAAACAGCAUGAGGGAGGUCUGGGAAGGUGUGAAAACCAUCACAGGCAACAAUACAAAGACCAGAGUCGUUGAGGGGACAGUGGAGAGGACGAACGAGUUGAAGGAGUUCUUCAACCAAUUCAACCAGCCCACGUUUCCCCCCCCACUGCAGCCAUCUCUCCUUCUUCCCUCAACACACCUCCCCCCCAGUCAUCGCAGCAGCCCCCACCUCAACACAGACUCCUCCAUGCAUUAUUGCAGACCAGGUCAGAGGUCAAUUGAAGAAGCUUCACCCCAGGAAAGCAGCAGGCCCGGACAAGGUGUGUCCCCAACUACUGAAGACCUGUGCUGCUGAACUGGGUGAACCACUCCAACACAUCUUCAACCUCAGCCUACAGCUGGGGAGUGCGCCCACCUUCUGGAAGACAUCAUGCGUCGUUCCAGUUCCCAAAAAGAAUCGGCCCAGUGAGCUGAACAACUUCCGACCGGUGGCACUCACUUCACAUCUGAUGAAGAUGUUGGAGCGGCUCAGCCUCCUCAGACCCCAGUUACAGCAUGCCCAGGACUGUCUGCAGUUUGCGUACUGGGCAGGUGUCUGUGUGGAAGACGCCAUCCUCUACCUGCUACACUGAGCCCACUCGCAUCUGGAUAAGGGAAAUGGCACAGUGAGGAUCCUCUUCUUGGACUUCUCGAGUGCCUUCAACACUAUCCAGCCUCUUUUUGCUUCAGGACAAACUGAGCAGGAUGUGAGUGGACCCCUGCCUGGUCACCUGGAUCUCCAGCUACCUCACUGAUGGGCCACAGUACAACAGGCUGAAAGACAUCACGUCUGACACUGUGAUUAGCAGCACUGGCGUACCCCAGGGCACGGUGCUGGCCCCUCUUCUCUUCACUCUGUACACCGCGGACUUCUGCUACAACUCGAAGCUGUGUCACAUUCAGAAGUUUGCCAAUGAUGCAGCCAUCGUUGGGUGAAUCAGUGACGACAGAGAGGAGGAGUAUAGGAGUGUGGUGCAAUAGGAACCAUCUGCAGCUCAACACCUUGAAGACCAAGGAGCUGGCCAUUGACUUUGGGAGGUCCAGACCAAGGUCAUGACCAGUUCUGAUUGAGGGAGUCGAGGUGGAGGCUGUGGAUUCCUACAAGUACCUCGGGCUGUGGCUGGACAGUAAGCUGGACUGGACUUGCAACACCAAACACUUGUACAGGAAGGGACAGAGCAGGCUAUACUUCCUUAGGAGGCUGCAGUCCUUUAACAUCUGCAGGAAACUCCUGUGGAUGUUCUAUCAGUCUGUGGUCACCAGUGUCCUGUUUUACACCAUGGUGUGCUGGGGGGCAGCACAUCCAAGAAGGACACAUCCAGGCUGGACAAACGGCCCGCCUGAUCAGGCUCUGUGGUCGGCGUGACGGUGGCAGAGAAGAGGACUAUGGAAAAACUAUUGAACAUCAUGGACGAUGCCAGUCACCCUCUGCACACAAUCAUCAGCAACCAGAGGAGCCUGUUCAGUGACAGAAUGCUCCUUCCCAAGUGCAGGAUGAACAGACUUAAAAACUCCUUUGUCCCUCAUGCCAUCAGACUGUACAACUCCUCUCUGGGGGGAGGAGGGGUAACAGGAGGACAGAGGACGGGGAGGAGCAGUAGCCUAGCCUAACAAUAAGCAAUAUUGGACAAUGUGCAAUAUAAAGUGCAAUGUCUCUCCUGCUGGUCCCCCUUCCCCAUAUCUUAUUCUUUUUUUUAUAUUUUGUAUAUGUAAAUACUUAAUUUAUCUAGAAGGGUUUUUUUCUCCAUUUUCUAUUCUCUGUUUAUCCUGUAACGAUGCUGCUGGAAUCUUAAUUUCCCUGAGGGAACCUUCCCAAAGGGAUCAAUAAAGUUCUAUCUAAUCUAAACCUGUGCUGAAAAACAACCGGCCAACACGGAAGACCAUCACUGUGUGUGCCAGCACAGCAGUCCCUGCACUGCAGGACUGCUUUGAGCGGAUGGACUGGUGGGUCUUCAGGGAAGCUGCUACCACUGGUGAAGGUGUAGAUCUGGAGGAGUACACCUCGGCCGUCUCCGGCUUCAUCCAGAAAUGCAUCAAUGAUGUCACCACCACCAAGAACAUCACCAUACGUCCCAACCAGAAGCCGUGGAUAAAUGGUGAGGUUCAGCGUCUCCUGAGAGCACGUGAGACAGCUUUCAGAUCUGGAGAUGCACUGGCACUGAGAGCGGUGAGGAGAGACCUCCAAGUGGGUGUGACAUGGGCAAAAAGAGCACAUGCUGACAAAAUCCAGGGCCACUUUGCAUCCAGUGACCCUCAGAGCAUGUGGCAGGGCAUAAAGGCAACCACAGGUUACAACAGGAAGAACGCCAAGUGUCCUCAGGACCCAUCCCUGCCAGACGCCCUCAACGCCUUUUUAUGCCCGUUUUGAACCCGCCCCCCCACCACCUGCACCAGGCUCACUAUCCCAGAGGGUGAGCUACCAUCAUUCAGCGUGUCAGCAGAUGACAUGAGGAGGACUCUGCAGCGUGUCAACUCCUGUAAGGCAACAGGCCCAGACAACAUCCCAGAGAGGGUCCUGAAGGCCUGCGCACAUGAGUUCACUGAGGUGUGGACAGACAUCUUUAAUAUCUCUCUCUCCCAGGCUGUGGUGCCAGUGUGCGUGAGGACAUCUUCCAUCGUCCCAGUGCCCAAGUGUGCAGCAGUGAGGAGCAUGAACGACUAUCGACUGGUGGCUCUCACCCCGAUAGUUAUGAAAUGCUUCGAACGCCUGGUCAUGGACCACAUUUAAGGAGAAGGUAGGCACAAAUUUAGACCCAGACCAGUACACAUACAGGAGGAACAGGUCCAUAGAGGACACCAUCUCAUCCGUCGUCCACUCUGCUCUCACCCACCUGGAGAGCAGAGAUGCCUAUGUGAGGCUGCUCCUCCUGGACUUUAGCUUGCCGUUCAACACAAUCGACCCGCAGACUUUAGUCAACAAACUGCUGCCACUUGGAUUACCACCAUCCCUCUGCAACUGGGUACUGGAUUUCCUGACACACAGGCCACAGACAGUGAGGAUCCAUGGCGUCUCCUCUUCUACCAUCAUCCUCAACACCGGCUCCCCCCAGGGUUGCGUCCUCCGCUCCCUGCUCUACGCUCUGCUCACAUAUGACUGCUCCGCUAAACAUCCGGGCAGUCGUAUUGCAAAGUUCGCAGACGACACGGUGGUGGUGGGACAGAUAUCCCACAGUGACAAGUCAGCGUACAGACAGGAAGUGGAGGACCUGGUGGACUGGUGUAGGGACAACAAUCUCUGCAUCAAUGUGGGGAAAACAAAGGAGAUGGUUGUGGACUUCAGGAGAGGUGACCACGCUCCUCCCCCCUCUACAUCAGAGAAGCUGUAGAGAUGGUUCACAGCAUCAAGUACCUGGGGGUCUACAUCUCUAGUGACUUGAAGUGGACCACGAACACAGCCAGCGUGGUCAAGAAGGCCCACCAAUGCCUCUACUUUUUGAGGAAGCUAAGGCAGUCCGGACUGAGCCCUGCAGUCCUGGGACCUUCUACAGGUGUGUGGUGGAGAGCACACUGAUCACCUCCUGAUAUGGAAACUGCUCGGCUGUGGACAGGAAGGCUCUGCAGAGGGUGGUGCGCACAGCACUGAAAAUCACCCGUUGCAGCCUGCCGUCCAUAGAAGACAUCAACAGCCAGUGCAGGAGCAGAGCAGCCCAUGUCAUAGGUGACUCCACUCACCCAGCAAACAGUAUUCAGCCUCCUCUCCUUAGGAAAAAGACACUGCAGCAUCAGAGCCAAAACAUCAAGGCUCCAGCGCAGCUUCUUCCCAGAAGCUGAGAGACUAAUGAACACUAAGCCUAAGCUCUGAUGCUGCCCCCCCACUCCCCUCAUUUUGCACAUGUAUUGAAGUUUUCAGUGUUCACCUGAACACACUUUAAUCAUGCUUGCACUAUUUUCUAUUCUCAUCUCAUUAUCUCUAGCCACUUUAUCCUGUUCUACAGGGUCGCAGGCAAGCUGGAGCCUAUCCCAGCUGACUAUGGGCGAAAGGUGGGAUACAACCUAGACAAGUUGCCAGAUCAUCGCAGGGCUGACGGACACACACAACCAUUCACAUUCACACCUACGGUCAAUUUGGAGUCGCCAGUUAACCUAACCUGCAUGUCGUCUGUCUUUUCUAUUUUAUUUUUUUAUUUUAAUUCUUCUAUUUAUAUAUGCUGCUGGCCCUGAGGCACAAAUUUCGUUUACAUGUGAAAACAUGCAAAUGACAAAGAACUUUGACCUUGACCUUUUGGUGUUGUGGUCAGGGUGCAGAUUUGGUAUCCUGUAGACCUGGGUUCAAGGCAGGAUAAGGUGACUGUUCACUUGCUUGACACCCCACCCCCAAGAAAAGGUUCUCCACAUGUUUCCUUUUCUCUCUCUAUUAUCAUUGUAACACUGGCUGUAAUUUCAGCAGUGCAGUGAGUGUUUCAAUAAUCAUACUGAUCCUUUGAUUUUCAUUUUAUUUCAGUUUUGAUUUCAGUAUUUUGGUAUGCUUUGAGUGUAACAACAAAAACAUGAAACAAAACAUUUAGUCUCAAAUGUAAACUGUAAUUUUAUAGGCAUGCUGAUUCUGACUAUCAGAUUUGAGAAUUCAACAGAGCAAGUUGAUAGUUUACUGUUUGAUGUUUAGAUAAUCUAUUCACUAUUACACUGUCACUUUUGCACUUUAUUUGAUCCAUUUGUCCAUUUGACAUCUCUUUUAAAAAUUCUUAGAAUAUCUGAAGACUUUUGACUGGAAAUCUGUACUGUAUUAACCUACAUUAUCAUGGGUUAUUAAGACAGACAUCUGUUGACUUCAUUCAGAAUCAAUUGAGAAACUGAUUCAUAGCAGUCUAUAUAUGGUUUCUUGGCUGGAGAGAGUCUGAAGGGGAAUAUCUUGUACAUGGACUAUCCUGUAUAAAAUGAUGCUUGUUAUUUUACUAGUGUAUGUUGAUGGUACAGAUUUCCAGUCAAAAGUUUUCAGCUAUUCUAAAUUUUUAGAGAUGUCAACACACUAAUGUUAUUUGUUUUCAAAAAGCUUAUAGGAGAGAGCAAGAGGAACUCCUGAUGAGCGAGUGUAAAAUGUGUUCAUAAGUGGUGGCCAGAUUUAUCACACAUUAUGUUACGGGCAGAGCUGUUGGCCCAGGAGGCUGUAUUUGAUAUGCUAUAGAUGCUCAUUACUGUUUACAGUAUAUUCACCAUGUGCCUCCGUCAGAGGUUUCACGCGGAAUGUUAUAAAGCUUUGUCUAUCAUCCUGAUGUGUCAUUCAUGCACAAUGUAAAGUGUGUGCGUGUUGAGUGUGUUGUGUUCAGUACUUUCCCUCCUCAAUUUGUUAACUUGUAGAGCUUUGCACACUUGGUUGAGUGGAGCAAGGUAUGUAACAUUCAGAGCAUAGUCUGUAAACAAUACUCUGCAAAAUUGUGUAUUUGUUUACCUUCGUAGUCUGGUGGUCAAGUGUCUGAGAGACAUUGCGCUUACGAUCGAGUACCCAGUGGUGGUACACGAACAUUGUUCAUACGAACGUCACAUGGUCAGAAAAGCCAUCAAAAAUCGGGUCUGUGCAUUAUCAUAUUCUCUUCAGUCUGGAGCUUCACUCCACGCUUUGCUUGCAGGGAGCUCCACUAAUAAUUCCAUGGCAGACUUCUGGGCGGGUUUUAUAAGUAGUCUUGUACAUUUACUUGUAUGCUGUUGGUUAAUAGAUGGCUGUUCUGUUUUUAAUACUUUUUUUUUUUGGAGACUGGGAACUAAAUGUUUUACUUUUUUUGUAUCAAAACAAUCCAGCAUAUAAGUAUGUAACAGUGCAACAUUUUAAUGAUUAAAGAAAAAAAAAAGACCCAUGGAAA
This is a messenger RNA of Neoarius graeffei (lesser salmon catfish), 12820 nucleotides long. Its product is annotated as excitatory amino acid transporter 1-like. Gene Ontology annotation, cellular component: plasma membrane. The transcript is spliced from 9 exons. Bases 1913 to 3577 code for a protein of 554 amino acids. Gene Ontology annotation, molecular function: neutral L-amino acid transmembrane transporter activity; glutamate:sodium symporter activity; L-glutamate transmembrane transporter activity. The record is from RefSeq and is a predicted model, not a curated record. Gene Ontology annotation, biological process: L-glutamate transmembrane transport. Lineage: Eukaryota; Metazoa; Chordata; Actinopteri; Siluriformes; Ariidae.